Messenger RNA from Melanotaenia boesemani (Boeseman's rainbowfish), 5325 nucleotides. RefSeq names its product protein phosphatase 1 regulatory subunit 3A (gene ppp1r3f). Gene Ontology annotation, molecular function: glycogen binding; protein phosphatase 1 binding. Gene Ontology annotation, biological process: regulation of glycogen biosynthetic process. Bases 783 to 2705 code for a protein of 640 amino acids. The transcript has 4 exons. The record is from RefSeq and is a predicted model, not a curated record. Gene Ontology annotation, cellular component: protein phosphatase type 1 complex. NCBI's taxonomy places the organism in Eukaryota, Metazoa, Chordata, Actinopteri, Atheriniformes, Melanotaeniidae.
UUGUGAAAUGUAUUUCUAGAUAUACUUAAGGAAAUCGUCCUUUAUGAAUUGAAGUUGUUUUCAUUUGCUCAUUCUUUGGAAGCAGUAGUCGUAAGCUGUGACCUGAUUUUAUAGUUAAAUGUCAAAUGUAGAUGUGAACGGACAAACAUAUCUGUAGUUCUAAAAACCUUGAUGGCAAAAACUUUAGUUGUAUUCAGAUUAAACGCGGAUUGUAAAAUUAAUGGACAUUUUAUAUUAUUAUGGGGGUAACUUUUACGGCGGGAUACAUAAAAAUAUUUUUGACAAACACAAUGACAACAGAAUUAAUGUCCAACUGAGCAUCCAAUGGGGAAGAAGAUAUAUCAAAACUAAAGACAUUUAUUUAAUUUUGGCUUGCAGUAUGUGAACACAUGUAAACUGCUUAAUUAUAUUAGAUUAGUAGUGGGCGUUUAAGUAGCUCGAACCAAACCUAACGGAGGGUAGUCCUAGGAUUAUACCAAUUUAAAAACAUAUUUGGGUCACACAGAACCCGGUAGGUCAGUGCUAAAAUUAGAGUCUGCUUCUUUAGCCACAGCAGCCAGACUGCGCUGCAUAAAGUCAUGUAAACCAGGGGAUCCAUUAUCACAAGAGCUGCCAGUAAAGACAUGUUUUCCGUGGGUGUCAUUUAAUGCCACACGUUGACCGAAGAGGCUCCGUGCGUAACGCAAGGCACACCGCUGGAUCAACACCGAUCACUGCUGCGUGAACCAUGAUUAUUUAGAGUUUUUUUAAAUCACCGUAUACUCUUACACACCUCUACAAACAUGUCUUUUUUAACCAUACCAAGUCAAAAGGGCCUUUUUACCACGGUGAAAACAGGCAAGUCAGCCGAGGGAGCAGAGGCUCAGUCACGCACGGACGCCGAUGACUGUGAUGAUGAUGAAGAUGAUGACAGCGAGGACGUCCGAUUCAUCCCACGGUGCUCCCCGGUGCCUAGGAAGCGAGGCGCGUCCAUCUUCGAUGAGACCGCUGAGUAUAUGCGGAUCCACUUGGCGUUAGCUGCCGGGAAAAGGGUGUCAUUCGCCGAUACAACAGGUGGGGAUCUGGUGGAUGUGCGGGAAUUUAUUGCCUUCGAUUCUGACGACGAAGAGACUAGCACAAGGUGGGAGGAAGAAGAGGCAAAAUACCGAAAACCACAGCGGGAGCCGACCUAUACCAUCCACCCAGAGUUUCAUGCUCCCAUCGACAGUGUCCUGCUGAAGGCUGUGCGCACUAAUAAAGUGGAAGUUGAGAAGAUAUCCCCAGUAGAGGAUGAGCCACUUGCCUUUAGUGGGUUAAUACGAGUCCUGAACAUCUCUUUCCACAAAGCAGUUUAUAUUAGAUCUACCAUGGACAACUGGGGCACUUAUUUUGAUUACCCAGCAGAGUAUGUCCAUGGAUCUAAUGAUGGGGACACUGAUCAGUUCUCCUUCAAGCUCUCGUUUGCACCACCUUACAUCAUACACGGCUCUCGCAUGGAGUUUGUGGUUCGCUAUGAAACCUCUGAUGGUGAUUACUGGGCCAAUAACUCCUCUAUGAAUUAUGUGGUAACACUGCUCCUGUCCUAUGAAGAUGACCCAGGUCAGACAAACAUCGAUGUACAAGAAAUAAGAAGUAUCCUGAAACCUCCAAAAGUAUACAGUGUGAACAGUGAUUCAGCUUCAGAGGAUGAACAGGAAAAGGGAAAAGAAGAACCAGCGAGCUCCAAGUCAGGGCUUGUCAGGCCUACACCUAUGUGUCCAGUCAUCGUGCAGCCAGAGAUCGAUAUAGAGACUGCAGUUUGCCCGUCUGGUUCCUCUGUCCCACCCAACUAUGAGCCUCCAUCUGUCGAUGGCACACCGUCCGCUCACACUGUAUUCCCAGGUGAACAAUUUCCUUGUACGUCUUCCGAAACUACCCUUCAAACUAAUUCAGCCUUUGUACUCUGUGCCAGCAAAUUAGUCCAGCCAAAUAAGUCAGAGUCUUUACCCAAACCCCAAUGUGAAUUACACAGCCACAUAUCAGAGCAGCCCAUAUCCAGUAGUUCCUCUGCAUUGCUGCCGGCCUCUGCUCCUUCUCUUCAAGAGUCCAAACUGAGAUCAGACUACUCCCAGGCUGAAGGAGAGGAAACCCCUGCUUCAGAAACCUCUCCUACACGUCCUCCAGCCACAGAAACAAAUCUGUCAUCAACAACAUUAGAGGAUGGAUUGACUGAACCUGAACUGCUUGCUGAGGGUGUCUCCUAUCUUAGUGUGACUCAGGGCUUUGAGCGAGAAGUUGCAGAGGGAUUGACUGAACUUGCUGAAAGAUUAUCAGAAAGUUCCACAAGGUUCACAGCGCAUUGUGUUGACAGCACGCCUACGCCUUUGUUUCCUGUAGUAGAGACUCAGGCAUCUGUGGGAGCUGAAGAUAGAGCUCCACCAUCACAGGAGCUCACAGAAAGCACCUCAGUAAACACAGGUCUCACCAAAGAGAGCCAAUUCUCAGCUCUUCAAUCUGCCUCAGUCUGGGAAGAGAGUAAAGAUGUUCUCUGUAUUUCCCCUGACAUGUUAGAGAAUGAACCAACUGUGUUGUCAGAGGUUUCUGAGCCCCAUUCUGAGCAUGACAUCAACAGGAAUCUGAUGCCCUGUGUUUACUUUUUGAGUGGAGUUGUGUCCCUGUCAAUAGUGAUGCAAGAACCCAGUGCGCUUUUCCUCAUUGGACUGCUUUUUGUUUUGCACCGUUUGUGAUUCUGCCCCAAAGAUUUAUUCAGAUUUAUUGUGAAGUGCCUUUUAAUGAUUCCAAAAUAAGCAAACAAGUUGAACAAGUCCCUGCUGAGGAUGUGGUUACUUUUAUGCCAUAUGAAAUCCAAGGACAAAAUUCUUGUAAUAUUUUAGAAAACUCAAUACAAUAUUAAUUUCCCAUUUUCUAAAAUCAAAGCACACUAUACAAUCAGAACUGUUGUGUAGAUAUUGCAUAAUCACUUUUUCUUUGUCAUGUGAAGUGUAUGUGGUAUCAAACAAUCAUUACUACAAUGCACUUUUUCCUUGACUGCUGUGGUCAGUGUACUUGAGGGUGUUGUUUAGCCCAUAGACAAGUAAAAAAAACAUGGAAGUAGCCACUGGGUUGAAAAGUAAAGCCAAUAAGAAAGUGCCUUAAACUGCAGUACCACUGGAGUACUGGAGUGCUACCAAUCCUAAAUCCAUUGUAAUAAAACAACUGUUGGUAAAGAGCUGUUUUUAGCGUUGCUGUGGUCACAUCAUAGUAGUGAGCAACAUAAAAUAUCACUAACAAGUUUUCUGUUUAGACUGAACAAUUUAAGUGUGAAAUAUAGGUUUGGUUAACUUAUUUAAAAUUUCUCGAAUCCUGUGUCUCAGACAGAAAAGGAGACUAGCCAAUUAACGGCUGAGACAUCAAAUGAGCAUAUAUGCUCACCCGGCAUUUUCAAUAAGUAAGUCACAAUAACGAGCUGUGACGUUAGCAAAAGCUAGCCAGAGCUAGCCUUAGCAGACUUGCUAGCUCCUUAGAAGCUGACUUCAGACUGAAAUGAAUGCAUGAUUGUCCAUAUAAACCAAUGUAGUGUGCAAAAUACUGGACACCAUUUUUGGUGUACGACAAAAUGAGUUUGUUGUUCACUGUAAAUUAAAAGUUGUUUAAAUAUUUAUUUUAUACUACACAGUGGACAGUAUAGUGGACAGUGUGACAGUCAUGCUUCCAUUUCUGCUAUUUUUUGCUAACUUGCUUGUUUGUUUAAAAAUAUUUUAUGAUAAUAGAAAUUAUGGUCUGGGUAUAAGUUAAAUUUAACUUACAAACUAUCAAAGGAUUCUUAUAUCUUUUCUUAAAAUAAAAUGCCAAUUUCCUCUUUGGUUUCCAUUUUUAUUGCACGUUAUGCUUUGGAAGGUGUGCACUAAGAGUGCUACAAAACUGGUGGAUUAGUCCAGGAAAAGAAAGACAGCUGCUUGGUCAUUAUCACAGUUAAUGUGAAAUCACACACGAUAUAAAAAAUGCCAGAGCAAUCUGCUAUAGAGUUGUAAUCUAGCUAAAAUGGCCAACGGUGGUGAGCAUCCUGCGAUUGCAAAGUCACUUUGUAAAAGGCAUAAUAAACUCUCCAUCACAAAUGAUUUGCGACAUCAGUAAGCCUUUUAAAAUGUUUUUUUUUUUUGUUUGUUUUUUUUUGUCUUAAUUCACAUGCUGUAUAACAAAAUAUUUUAUACAUUGUGUGAGUUAUAAACCUAUUCACAAAAAAUAGACAGUAAAUCAGGGCAAAGAUACAUUGCACAAGUUUAGUUUAGCUUAUGUCAGCUAAUGCUAGUAGCAUUAGCUAGCUAAGUUAACGUGUCCAUACCAAUGACCAAAUGCAAAACGUUAUGCUUCAAAACAAUUCUCAGAAUUAGCAGGGCUACAUCACAAUGGCUAAUUCCAGUUUUUAGAUUGAGUCUAAGAUCACUAUACUGCUAUAAGCUUAACUUUUAUUAAUUCCAUGUGUUAUGUCUUUAAUGAGGCACAAAAACAUUUAACUAAAAAAGACUUGUUGCACAAAAGCAUUUUGUUUACCAAAUACACAUUAAGUAAAAUACAAAUGUAAGAUAGAAAUGGAUGCAGAUACAAGUGGAAGACCAUCCUCUGUGGCCUGUAGAGAUGGUAUUGACCAUUUGAGAACAUUGGCCACCACACUGAUUGUGUCAGACGUGUGUUUUUGUUGAUUCAUGCCAGUAAACCCAUACUGUUGUUGUGGCACAGCAAAAAAUUUUAUGACCCUGUAUUUUGAUUCUCACAGAAAGACUUGAAUAGAACAGAAUAACAUGUUUGAAGUGGUGAACGUUUUUUUGCCGUGUAUAAUCAUUAAACAGGGUCUCAUACCACCAAUACUUUGUGUUUUCAUUUAUUUUUUUCCUCUACAGUAUUCUAAAAAAGAAACACAUUCACUGCAAUUUUAAGCACAGUGAUGACAUUACAGUGCAGAGCGGAACAUUUUGUAGUCACUGACACAAUUUUAAAAUAACAUCAGACCCUUCAGCGCCUCCAUGACUGGAGCCCGUAGAGCUUUGCUUGAAGUAGAAACACACAGAUGGCAACAUGAGCUGCAGAAAGAAGCCAAAGGUCAUGCAUUGCAUUGAAGUCAUAGUGUCUUGCAGCACACAUUGGCCAUUGUAAGCUGAGAUCAGUUGCUGAAAGCUGUAAAUUCUCACUAAAUCUACCUGGAUGAGAAGUUAGAGACUGUGCAGUUAUUAUGGGCUGAUAUUUCAAAGACAUCUUCAUUUUUGAUCUUUAAUGUCGGGGACUUACUUAAAUCUUUUCUUGCUUAAUUUUAUGAGUAAUGAGUCGCCUUAGAAACUUAAAACUCAUAUUUGUUCCUGUCAGUCCUCGGCU